Molecule: messenger RNA, 1890 nt
Organism: Linum trigynum
Lineage: Eukaryota; Viridiplantae; Streptophyta; Magnoliopsida; Malpighiales; Linaceae
Source: the annotation of a GenBank genome assembly
GCAUUUGCUCUGCUUGCUUUUCCCCUCUUUCUUUUUAAAGUGAAACUACUUAUUCACAGCUUCCCCUGUCCGCAGCUUAUUAACCAAAACCAAAACCAAAACCAAACCAUCAUUCCCCCGCUUUUUUUUAUCUCUCUCCGGUCUCUCUUCCCUAUUCAAUAUCAGCAGAGCAAUAAUGUAUUAACAACUUUGCCUUUUGUCCUUACUUUUUUCCUCUUUCUCUGUGCUUCCCCUCUUUAGCUUGACUGAUUGUCGCUGUUGGUAGUUGCAACUUGCUCAGCCCUCCCAACCAACCAUGGGAGAAGCAGAAGCUCUGUAGGCAGGCAGAGAGAGAUUUGGUACGGGGGUUUGCUUGCAGGCACCAAUUAUGGACAUUGGGGGCUCAGGGGGGAACACUUUCCCCUCCCACUCUGUUCCUUCCUUCUCUCCUUCCUCUUCCGUUACUUCGGCAGUUGAGUCCAACAUCAAUGGCUUGCAAUUUGGGAAGAAGAUCUAUUUUGGGGAUCAUGUGGGUAUGCUCUCCACUUCUCCUCCUGCCGCCAAGCCGCCUUCCGGCGCCGCCAGGCAGCAGCAGCAGACUGUUCCGAGGUGUCAAGUUGAAGGGUGCAGCCUGGAUCUGAGCGAUGCUAAGCCUUACUACUCCAGGCACAAAGUUUGCGGGACUCACUCCAAGACCCCUACUGUCAUUGUUGCUGGCUUGGAGCAGAGGUUUUGCCAGCAGUGUAGCAGGUUUCAUCAGCUCUCCGAAUUCGACCAAGGGAAAAGGAGUUGUCGCAGGCGGCUGGCCGGGCAUAACGAGCGCAGGAGGAAGCCCCCAGCUGGUUCGUUGUUGUCAUCUCGCUACGGCAGGCUCUCAUCGACUAUUUUCGAUAACAGCAGCAGAGGUGGAGGCGGUGGCUUUCUGCUCGACUUCAGUGCAUUCCCGAGGUCACCUGGUAGGGACGCAUGGCCGCCAUCUGGGAGAUCAUCUGAAACUGCAGUCAAUGCUGCGGGAAGGUCGGUUCCCCAUCUGUGGCAGCACAACAGCAACUCUCAGAAUCCUCCGCCCAACAUCUACCACGGUGGGACUGGGUUUCCGGGUUCCGGAGAAUGUUACAACAAUACAGGGGCCAGCAGCAUCGUGGACUCGAGCUGUGCUCUCUCUCUUCUGUCAAAUCAACAACAAUGGAGCUCUAGAAGCAGCGCAUCGUCAGCAAGUCACGCCGCUAGAGGCAGCAACUUGGUGGUGGAUUUGCAAGGAGCUCCCGUCACAACUGUGUCAACAGCCGUUGGUACUACUGCGUACCAUAACAGUUGGGGUUUUAAGGGCGGCAGUGAUGGUGUUACCAGUUCCAAUGGGGUGAUGCAUUCGGAUCUCGGUCUUGGUCAUGCUCCACCGCCAUCGGGUACCAGCUCCCAGCUGUCGAGCGAGCUCGACAUGUCACUUUUCUCGAGGAGGCAGUUUAUGGAUAUGGAGGAGCACUCCAGACCAUAUGACUCCUCCGACCAUCAGCACAUCAACUGGUCGCUUUAAGUAGCCUGCCAGUUUGUCGACUUCCAAGUUUUCCGACGAUGGGAAUGAAUCUCCAUCUAGUUGUUUGCCAGCGAGUUAAGAACAAUGACCAGGAAGAACUAGACUUUCAACUAUGUAAUAAUUUGUUGGCUUGUAUUUGCUAAAUGAUGUACCAUGAUAAUGGAUGCUACAUUUGCUAUUGACUGAUGUAUCAGGUACUAGCUAAACUAUUGUCAAUCAUCGUGUCUUAAUAAGUUACAGAUAUGAGCCCUGAACCCCCUUCAUAAACCUGGAGACAGGCAACUGAUUUGACUCCCAAUCAGCUUUCACUCUGCAUGAGCCUGCUGUUUUUCAUCAAUGGAUUAUGUGCUACCACCGAAUCAAAAUGAAGUGAUCCA